Messenger RNA from Fragaria vesca subsp. vesca, 1464 nucleotides. RefSeq lists its product as uncharacterized. The record is from RefSeq and is a predicted model, not a curated record. The coding region runs from base 131 to 1339 and encodes 402 amino acids. Gene Ontology annotation, cellular component: membrane. The transcript is spliced from 2 exons. Lineage: Eukaryota; Viridiplantae; Streptophyta; Magnoliopsida; Rosales; Rosaceae. Gene Ontology annotation, molecular function: glycosyltransferase activity.
UUUUAGUUCAUAUUGAUAGUCUUUUCCUGUAUCAAAGAUUUUCAUUGAUAUAUACAAGGUUCAUAUAUUUAUAGUCUUCAACUUGGGUAUAUUGAGGUUUCUUGUGUAUAUCUGAUCUUUAAGUUAAAAGAUGAAGGGUGGUAGUGGUCAGAAUCUGAGCACUGUAAAAUUUGUUCCGAAGUUCAUCAAUGUUCAAAUCCACCAUCUCGUCAAUGUUCUCUCUUAUUUCCUCUUAUUUGGUGUUGGAAUAACCCUUGGGAUGUUCCUCACUGUCUAUCUCAAAGACUUUUCAUUCAGUCUCCAAUUGGCCCAAUUCUCAUUCACAACUUCUUCAUCAAAUCAAAACAUGAUAAUGCCAAGUGUGACUGCGGCACAAACCAAUUUGAGUCACCCCCAACACAUUGGAUUGGAGAAGUUUCUGAAGCCCCCUAUGAUUUUGCACGACAUGGAUGAUGAUGAAUUGCUAUGGAGAGCUUCUUUGGCUCCUCGGAUCUCAGAGUAUCCAUUCCAUCGAGUUCCGAAAGUUGCCUUCUUGUUCUUGACCAAGGGACCUGUUUAUUUGGCUCCAUUGUGGGAGACGUUUUUCAAAGGGCAUCGAGGUUUGUACUCGAUUUAUGUGCACUCGAAUCCGUCUUACAAUGGAUCGCACCCGGAAAGUCCAGUGUUUCAGGGCAGAAGAAUUCCUAGUCAGGAAGUAGAAUGGGGAAAUGUGAACAUGAUUGAGGCCGAGCGCCGCCUAUUGGCAAAUGCGCUUCUUGAUAUCUCAAAUGAACGCUUUGUUCUUCUCUCGGAAUCAUGCAUCCCCCUGCACAACUUCAACACCAUCUACCAUCACCUUGUGAAUUCAAACAAAUCAUUUGUUGAAGUCUAUGACGAUCCAAGUAGUGUUGGCCGUGGGAGAUACAAUUCACACAUGUACCCGCGUAUCACAUUGUCACAAUGGAGGAAAGGGUCUCAGUGGUUCGAGAUGAAUAGAGACCUUGCCAUUGAAGUUGUUGCAGACAAAAAGUACUUCCCUCUUUUCAAGAAGUACUGCAGGGGCUCAUGCUAUGCAGACGAGCAUUACUUGCCAACAUUUGUUCAAAUGAAAUUUGCAGCAAAGAACUCAAAUAAAACCUUGACCUGGUACGAUUUUUCGAAGGGUGGACCGCACCCUGCUACGUUCACCAGAACAGACGUGACGGUUGAUAUGCUGAACAGCUUGAGGAAUGGUACCAAAUGCUUGGAUUAUCUAAUGACUGGCAACACUUGUCAUCACUUAUUUGCUAGGAAGUUCACUCCUGGCACUUUGGAGAGACUGAUGCGGUUUGCACCAAAACUGAUGCAGUUCAACAGAUGAUCUAUAUGGGUGAUGAUUCAUCAGAUUCAUCAUCAUUAAUUUAUUCAUUCUUGGGUUAAUGAAGUGUAGAGAGUACAAAAUGAAAAUGAUCUUCCGGAUUAUUAUAAGAUUCUUUCUUUUGAUUU